Sitophilus oryzae (rice weevil) is the source of this 614-nucleotide messenger RNA. RefSeq lists its product as uncharacterized. The transcript has 4 exons. NCBI's taxonomy places the organism in Eukaryota, Metazoa, Arthropoda, Insecta, Coleoptera, Curculionidae. The record is from RefSeq and is a predicted model, not a curated record. Bases 91 to 531 code for a protein of 146 amino acids.
CCAGUUAUUGAUGAUUUGGUUCCGCAUAUUGCAUUUGAAGUAGACGUUACAGAUGAUUCCGAUGGAGUUAACUUAAAUAAAAUAGAAGAUAUGCACCCACUUGGAACAGCAGUUGACUCAUCCUCGGGUCAAAAUACAUCGCCACUUCCACCAGUGAUUGUUAUGGAGCAAGGUAUGCAACCAUCUGGAACAGCAUUUGCCUCAUCCUCGAGUCAAACUACACCGCGGCUCCCACCAGUGAUUGUUCUUGAGCAAGACAAACCUUGUGUAUCUACUUCUAUGAGGAAAGUAUCCCCAGUUUCUUCACAAGGAAUUAAAAGAUUAGGAAAAACAAUUCCAAGAGAAGAAAUUAAAAAUAAACAGAUUACAGAACUUACUGAAGCGAGGCUGGCAUUAAUAAAAAAAGAAGAACAACAGAUGGACGAACUGCAUAAAAUCCGGCUAGAAGAAGCUAUUUAUAGAAAAGAAGCGGCCAGAUUGCAGAUGCUUCAGGAAGAAUUGAAGUUAAAACAGUUGCAAAAUGAGAAUUAGACAAAUUAUUAUGUGUUAAUCGCGAAGUGUAUACGUGAAAAACUUGACUGUGUUUACGCAAAAUAAAUCCCUUUAGCAAUUGC